Leucoraja erinaceus (little skate) is the source of this 633-nucleotide messenger RNA. RefSeq names its product beta-crystallin A2-like. Lineage: Eukaryota; Metazoa; Chordata; Chondrichthyes; Rajiformes; Rajidae. Gene Ontology annotation, biological process: visual perception; lens development in camera-type eye. Gene Ontology annotation, molecular function: structural constituent of eye lens. The record is from RefSeq and is a predicted model, not a curated record. The transcript is spliced from 4 exons. Bases 12 to 602 code for a protein of 196 amino acids.
UACAAUUCAAGAUGACAACCCAGCCAAUGGAUGUCAUGGGUCAGUGGAAGAUCACGAUGUGGGAAGAGCAGAACUUCCAAGGAAAACACUGCGAGUUUAUGCUGGAAUGUCCCAACAUCAUGGAGCGUGGAUUCAACAAGAUCCGAUCCAUCAAGGUAGAAUGUGGACCCUGGGCAGGAUUCGAACACCCAGAAUUCCAGGGACAGCAGUUCAUUCUGGAGAAGGGAGACUACCCACGCUGGGACGCCUGGAGCGGAAACAGUGGCUACAGGACCGAACACCUUCUCUCCUUCCGCCCCAUCAAGAGUGCCAACCACAGCGACAGCAAGAUCUCCCUGUACGAAAACGAGAACUUCCAGGGGCGCAAGUUUGAGCUCUGCGAUGACUACCCAUCCCUGCAAGCCAUGGGCUGGUGCAGCAAGGAGGUUGCCUCCAUCAAGGUCCACUCUGGAGCCUGGGUUGGCUACCAGUACCCUGGCUACAGAGGCUACCAAUACAUCUUCGAGCGGGACCGACACAAUGGUGAAUACAAGAACUACAACGAGUACAGUACCCAGGCCCACACCAACCAGAUGCAAUCCAUGCGCAGAGUCCAGCACUAGACUGUGAAGAGACCCACCUACCCACUGGGGG